AAUUUGCAUAUUUUAUAUGGCCUAAUGGUGGCGAUCAUGGCAAGUUAGAACUAUUCCGACUCCUCGGAGGAGACUCCGAGACCCUGGAGAGUAACAAGUGGCAGGAGACUGAAGGGUGGGGGGGCUUCUGGAUUUGGGGUUGGCUGGUGAAACUCCCCCACCACCCUCCUCUCGCGCACCCACCCACCCCUUCACCCCCUUCUAUUCUCGUCCUUGGAAAAUGGUGUCCAGGCUCUCGCCGCUCCAGCAAGAACUCCUGAGCGCCCUGCUGAGCUCCGGUGUCACCAAGGAGGUGCUGGUUCAGGCCUUGGAGGAGUUGCUGCCAUCCCCGAGUUUCGGGGUGAAACUGGAGUCAUUGCCCCUGUCCCCCGGGAGUGGGACGGAGCCCGACACCAAGCCGGUCUUCCAUACGCUCACCAAUGGCCACGCCAAGGGUCGCCUGUCCGGGGACGAGGGCUCGGAGGACGGGGACGACUACGACACCCCUCCCAUCCUCAAGGAGCUGCAGGCGCUCAACACUGAGGAGGCUGCGGAGCAGCGGGCCGAAGUGGAGCGGAUGCUCAGCGACGACCCUUGGAGGGCUGCCAAAAUGAUCAAGAGCUACAUGCAGCAACACAACAUUCCCCAGAGGGAGGUGGUCGAUGUCACCGGCCUCAACCAGUCCCACCUCUCCCAGCAUCUCAACAAGGGCACGCCCAUGAAGACCCAGAAGCGAGCUGCGCUGUACACCUGGUACGUCCGCAAGCAGCGGGAGAUCGCCCGACAAUUCAACCAAACAGUCCAGAGUACUGGAAAUAUGACAGACAAAAGCAGUCAGGAUCAGCUGCUGUUUCUCUUUCCAGAGUUCAAUCAACAGAGCCAGGUGCCUGGGCAGUCCGAUGAUGCCUGCUCUGAGCCUGCCAACAAGAAGAUGCGCCGCAACCGGUUCAAAUGGGGGCCCGCAUCCCAGCAAAUCUUGUACCAGGCCUACGACCGUCAAAAGAACCCCAGCAAGGAAGAGAGAGAGGCCUUAGUGGAAGAAUGCAACAGGGCAGAAUGUUUGCAGCGAGGCGUUUCCCCAUCCAAAGCUCACGGUCUGGGCUCCAACCUGGUCACUGAGGUCCGUGUCUACAACUGGUUUGCAAACCGCAGGAAAGAAGAGGCAUUCCGGCAGAAGCUGGCCAUGGAUGCCUACAGCUCCAACCAGACACACAGCCUGAACCCCAUGCUUUCCCACGGCUCCCCACACCCGUCCAGCACCUCUCCUCCAAACAAGCUGUCAGGGUUACGCUACAGCCAGCAGGGAAAUAAUGAAGUCACUUCCUCCUCAACCAUCAGCCACCAUGGCAACAGUGCCAUGGUGACCAGCCAGUCAGUUUUACAGCAAGUUUCCCCAGCCAGCCUGGACCCCAGCCACAAUCUCCUCUCACCUGAUGGUAAAAUGAUCUCAGUCUCGGGAGGAGGUUUGCCCCCUGUCAGCACCUUGACAAAUAUCCACAGCUUGUCCCACCACAACCCUCAGCAAUCUCAAAACCUCAUCAUGACCCCCCUGUCUGGAGUCAUGGCCAUCGCACAAAGCCUCAACACCUCUCAAGCACAGAGCGUCCCUGUCAUCAACAGUGUCGCCAGCAGCCUGGCAGCCCUGCAGCCCGUCCAGUUCUCCCAGCAGCUGCACAGCCCUCACCAGCAGCCCCUCAUGCAACAAAGCCCAGGCAGCCACAUGGCUCAGCAGCCCUUCAUGGCCGCCGUGACACAGCUGCAGAACUCACACAUGUAUGCACACAAGCAAGAACCCCCUCAGUAUUCACACACUUCAAGGUUUCCAUCUGCGAUGGUGGUGACAGAUACCAGCAGCAUCAGUACACUCACCAACAUGUCAUCCAGUAAACAGUGUCCUCUCCAAGCCUGGUGAUGACCACACACCAUUCACUUUGUGUGUAGCAACAAGGAUCCUAUUUUCCACACCAUCACCUUCUGGGCUAUUGUCAUGGGAAAGCCCAGUGACCUGAGGAGCACGUGUGAGAAGUCCCAGCUUACCUACCAUCCUGCUGGCUUCUUGGAAAAUCCGCUCUUGGGAGGCCCAGCCUGAAGCCCAGCUUCCCUUCUGUGCAGUAUUGUCAUGAUGCCUCUCCCCACGUCCUGUCUGUCCUAGACGUGGGAGACGAGAAACAAGUAGAAGAGGAAGAGAGAAAGCUGCGUCUACAUUAUGCUCCGUCAUCGAACAAACUCAUGAGAAAACUUGAAUCUGUUACGAAAACAAGGAAAGGAGGAUGCAUGCUAUUGAACUGAGCCAAAUACACUGUAAAUAUCAGCAAACUCCAUCCCUUGCCUUCAUACCCAAAUCAUCUUGAGAUUUCUUUUAAAGAAGUAAAUUUGUCCAAUGGGUGUAAAUUAUAAACUAAUUAAGUGCAAUUUCCCCUGUACUUCCUCUCCCUUAUCUUUGGUGUAUAUAUAUUACUAAAGUGUUUAUUAGUUUUCUUUGUAAAGGUCAGAGUUGAACUUUUAAACUUUUAAAAGUGAUUUGUUCCUUUCCUCUCCCUCCAUGAAGAAAUACCCUAAGUUGGAAGUGAAGUCCUUUGCCCCCGCCUCAGGCCUAGACUCACAUCAUGACUGUACAUUUUGGUCUGACUGCCAGCUAACUCCAGUUGCCUGAUGCGAAGACACACCUCCAGAUCCCUGGAGGGGCGGCCGAACAUAGGAUCAGAGUACCAACCUAGCUCCUUGUGAGGUUAGGGGUUCAGCCAGGGCACCCCUAAAAAACUCCAGGGUGGGAGAACUUGCUUUUGGCAACAAGAGAAAAAGAUGCCCUUUCUGAAAGCUUCUAUUAAAACAUUUUAUUUUAUCAC
Molecule: messenger RNA, 2825 nt
Organism: Elephantulus edwardii (Cape elephant shrew)
Lineage: Eukaryota; Metazoa; Chordata; Mammalia; Macroscelidea; Macroscelididae
Gene: HNF1B
Product: HNF1 homeobox B
Exons: 9
Coding region: 221-1891 (556 amino acids)
Biological process (GO): pancreas development; insulin secretion; regulation of transcription by RNA polymerase II
Cellular component (GO): nucleus
Molecular function (GO): DNA-binding transcription factor activity, RNA polymerase II-specific; RNA polymerase II cis-regulatory region sequence-specific DNA binding
Source: RefSeq, a predicted model, not a curated record